This is a messenger RNA of Striga asiatica, 1419 nucleotides long. NCBI's taxonomy places the organism in Eukaryota, Viridiplantae, Streptophyta, Magnoliopsida, Lamiales, Orobanchaceae. The record is from the annotation of a GenBank genome assembly.
UUUAUUCUUUGUUGGCCUUUUGCAGGGUGAUUUUGACCUUUCAACUGUACUCCCGAUCCCGAACCAAACAACAAUAUUUAGAACUAAUUGCAAGGCGGUAUAGAAAAUGUAAUAAGCAAGGCUUUUGCCCUUGCCUCCAAAUCUACUUCGGCAGAGAGAACCAAAAACGAUUUCAGUAAAUGGAAUUAUCCUUUCAGUUUAGACAUUCUAAUCUCUAUUCUUGUUCUUCUUCUGUUUCACUUCACCAUCCGUGCAAAAGAGAUCAAAGGGUUUUCGUUGGAGGUUUUAGUCGACCAUUGGCCUCGCAUAAUGGAUUUCAUUUUAGCUGCUGCCCUCACAAACAGCCGGUGCAGAGAUAUUCAAGAAAUCGUGAUAUCCUGCGUUCUUUUGUUCCCCCCCAUGCUUCUCAUUGCCCCACACUACAUCCCGCCACUCAAAAUAGUUUGUGGUUCGAGACCAGAUUAUUUCCCAACUCAGAGAGCAUUUUACCAAAAAGACGAGCCCGGUAAAAUACUCGAUAUUUGUGAAGGCCGUAAAAAAAGCAGAAAAAUUUCAAGGGACAUAGUUGCUAGGUCUGAACUCACAGGAUCUUCAGGAGCUUCAUAUCCACUGUCAGAAAUUUGGUUGAAUUCAAAGGUCAGAGGAAUUUGCUUCUAUGCUGCAACUGCCUUUGCUGCUGUCAUUUUGUUCGUGCCAAUGCUUCUGCAGCAUCCUUUUGUCCUUAUUUUUGACCGUUACCGUAGAAAAGCACAUUAUUUUAUUGCCAAAACCUGGGCUUUUCUGACAGUGGCCCCGUUUAUGAAGAUCAAGUACGAGGGAUUGGAAAAUCUGCCCUCAAUAGAUAAACCUGCGAUUUACGUCUCAAACCACCAGAGCUUUCUAGACAUAUAUACUCUACUGACUCUUGGGAGAAGCUUCAAAUUUAUCAGCAAAACUUCGAUUUUUCUGUACCCAAUUAUCGGGUGGGCCAUGUUUCUGCUGGGCGUGAUUCCUCUGAAGCGCAUGGAUAGCAGGAGUCAGUUGGACUGCCUUAAGCAGUGCAUUACUCUGAUCAAGAAGGGGGCAUCGGUUUUCUUCUUUCCGGAGGGUACUCGGAGUAAAGAUGGCAAAUUGGGUACUUUUAAGAAAGGCGCAUUCAGCGUAGCUUCAAAAACUGGAGUGCCCGUUAUCCCUAUCACGCUCAUUGGCACGGGUGAUAUCAUGCCUGCUGGAAGGGAAGGAAUAUUAAAUCCAGGAUCCGUGAAAGUUAUAGUGCACCCACCCAUAGGGGGAAAUAACCCGGACGAGCUUAGCAUUGUGGCACGGAAUAAGAUUGCUGGUGCGCUUAAUCAUCAAUGCUAGUCUACUUGAGCUUCAAGUCUUUUCUUUUGUGUGUCUGGUUCGUCUUAGGACUCGGGAAUGUUGAAGAGCAAUUUGUCU